Talaromyces stipitatus ATCC 10500 is the source of this 1977-nucleotide messenger RNA. RefSeq names its product sister chromatid cohesion protein (Eso1), putative. Gene Ontology annotation, cellular component: replication fork; site of double-strand break; nucleus. The transcript has 2 exons. Lineage: Eukaryota; Fungi; Ascomycota; Eurotiomycetes; Eurotiales; Trichocomaceae. The record is from RefSeq and is a predicted model, not a curated record. The coding region runs from base 1 to 1977 and encodes 658 amino acids. Gene Ontology annotation, biological process: error-prone translesion synthesis; response to radiation. Gene Ontology annotation, molecular function: DNA-directed DNA polymerase activity; damaged DNA binding.
AUGUCGCGCUCUCCCUCUCCAGCCGCAUUUGUUCAAUCGUCGCCGAGUACUUCAAUAAAAUCGUCCCGCUAUACUUUCCGGCAUCUUCAUCUUCUUCGCCAAAACUCUCCAUCGAGCCCUCUCAGGGUCAUCGCUCACAUCGAUCUCGAUGCCUUCUACGCCCAAUGUGAGAUGGUUCGCCUGGGAACCCCGCGCGAUACACCCCUAGCCGUUCAACAAUGGGAAUCACUCAUUGCAAUUAAUUAUGCCGCACGUCCGUUUGGAAUUACUCGCAUGCUAUCAGCUACAGAGGCGAAGAAAAGAUGUCCAGAAUUAGUCCUGCAACAUGUCGCGACCUUCCGAGAAGGUGAGGGGGGAACAUGGGCUUACCGUGAUGAUGCUUCGAAGAGAAUCAAGACAGACAAGGUAUCCCUCGAUCCGUAUCGAGCGCAAUCACGUAAGAUCCUGAGUACGAUUAAGGAAGAAGUUUCGCGACAAAGGGAUCAGAUUCUUAAUUCCAAGGACGUUGUUCCGUUGGAAUUCCAGGGUGCAAAAGUUGAAAAGGCAUCUAUUGAUGAGGUCUUUAUUGAUCUAUCAUCACUAGUGUAUGCCAUUCUGUACCAACGCUAUCCUGAGCUGAGAAAACCGCACUCGACGUCUGAUAAAACAACUCGCCUACCCUCGCCUCCGACGACAGCGCUGGAAUGGUCCUCAGAAGACGGCUUAGUUGAUCUGGACGAACAGGAAACUGAGGAAGAUGAUCCUGACUGGGACGAUGUUGCGAUGUUGAUUGGUGCCGAGAUCAUUCGGUCAAUCCGCUCUGCCAUUUGGGACAAAUUGAGUUACACGUGCUCUGCUGGUAUCGCUCGCAACAAAAUGAUGUCCAAACUGGGAAGCGCACAGAACAAACCUAAUAAGCAAACAAUCAUUCGCAAUCGUGCCAUCCAGAACUUCUUAGGGGGAUUCCAGUUCACUAGAAUCCGGAUGCUUGGAGGGAAGCUAGGAGAGCAGAUUAGGGCCGAGUUUGGAACUGAACAGGUCAAGGAACUGUUGAAUAUAUCUGUCGAGCAGUUCAAAGCUAAAUUAGACGACGACACUGCCGUUUGGCUGUACAAUAUCAUUCGAGGGAUUGAUGACAGCGAAGUCAACACUAGGACGCAGAUCAAAUCCAUGCUCUCGGCCAAGUCUUUUCGUCCUAGCAUCAACUCGGCGGACCAGGCACGAAAAUGGCUGCGAAUAUUCGCAGCAGACCUUUACAACAGUCUACAUCAUCGGAUAGGCUCGCAGGUACAUUCAAAGACAUCGCCAAUUCGUGGCGGAAAGAUGAUUACAGAGGAUAUUCUGUAUGAUCUCUCGAAUAACUUGUUAAAUCAAGUCGUUGCAGAAGCACGCGCAUGGCCAUGUGCAAAUCUAUCUGUCAACGUGACUGGGUUUGAGGAAGGUCCUGUCAACAAUAGAGCCAUUAAUAGCUUCUUCAGCCCGGGUCAGAGCAACCCAUUCACGGAGUCAUCCCUUACGAAAAUGGUCAGUGACUCGUUGGAAGAUCGAGAUAGGCCGGCAAAAGUGAGAAAAGUCGCAGCCAAGGGGAUAGGUGAAUUCUUCAAAAGAGACUCAACAUCUUUGGUCAGUUCAGAUGGGAACAAUCAGUCACCUUCAGCAUUUCCAGCUCAUAACAUGCCAAUUACGAACAGCCAGUACAGUCACCAUACACCCAACGUUUCAGAAACACAGGGAGAAUUUCCUGGUCAGCUUUAUAGCCUAUUCACUUGCUCUCGAUGUAAUGAAGAAAUGUCAGAAGACCAACGCGAGGAGCACGACGACUGGCAUUUUGCCAAAGACCUCGAAGCCCAAGAGUUACGAGCAGAUCAGACCUCACGCAACAUUGCUGAACAAUCAUCUAGGCGCAGAAUGCUGGAUCGCAAAAAGACAGGGCCUGGCCGGCCACGGGUAUUUGCUUCUGGGCCCGAGAAGGGCCAGAAACGACUUUUCUUUGGAUAG